Messenger RNA from Ictalurus punctatus (channel catfish), 9859 nucleotides. Its product is annotated as ADP-ribosylation factor-binding protein GGA2. Gene Ontology annotation, molecular function: ubiquitin binding; small GTPase binding; phosphatidylinositol binding. Lineage: Eukaryota; Metazoa; Chordata; Actinopteri; Siluriformes; Ictaluridae. The record is from RefSeq and is a predicted model, not a curated record. Gene Ontology annotation, cellular component: trans-Golgi network. Gene Ontology annotation, biological process: vesicle-mediated transport; intracellular protein transport. The transcript has 21 exons. Bases 158 to 1870 code for a protein of 570 amino acids.
CUGAGCUCGGCGCGCGCCCGCACACACACACACACACACACACACGCACGCUAUCGUGUAUAAGUACACUAUUUAUUCCUAUAGCCGUGUAUUUUUUUUUAAUAAUAAAUCCUCUCUGUACACACACACACACACACACACACACCCCGGAGCGGACAUGGCGGAAGAAGAGCAGAGUGUUGACUUUCUGCUUGUUUGUCUGAAUAAAGCAACAGAUCCUGAGAACCCGUCAGAGAGAUGGGACUGCAUGCAGGAGUUCUACCAGCAUGUUAACACACUCCCCAACGGGCCCCAGAUUGCGACGCGACUCCUGGCCCAUAAGAUCCAGUCUCCUCAGGAGAAAGAAGCUCUUCAGGCUCUCACUUUGUUGGAGGUGUGUAUGAAUAAUUGUGGGAAACGUUUCCACAGUGAAGCAGCGAAGUUCAGAUUCCUGAAUGAACUCAUUAAAGUUCUCUCUCCAAAGUAUCUGGGUGUGUGGAGCACAGAACAGGUGAAGCAGAAGGUGAUGGAGGUUUUGUACAGCUGGACUCGGUGGUUAAAGGAUGAGCCGAAGGUGCAGGAAGCGUACAGCAUGCUGAAGAAACAAGGAAUAGUGAAAAAAGACCCAAAGCUUCCUGACACCAUCGCACUUCCUCCACCUUCUCCACGACAGGAAGUGUCUGUGUUUGAUAAUGAAGAUAAAUCAAAGAUGUUGUCUCGGUUAUUGAAGAGCGGCCGUCCAGAAGACCUCCAGAUGGCUAACACUCUGAUAAAGAGCACACUACAAGAGGAGCAGGAGAAGAUGGAAAAAGAGAGCAGGCGUGUUAGUACCCUUCAGGAAGUGGAGACGUGCACAUCGCAACUUAAACUACUCCUGAACCAACAACAUACACAACACACUCCAGAGAUGCAGGAUCUGUAUGAGCGCUGUGAUAGGCUGAGGUCAAGCCUUUUCCGAUUGGCCAGUGACACUGUCGACAACGAUGAGGCUUUAGCUGAGAUCCUACGCAGGAAUGAUGAACUCACACAUGUUAUGAAUCUGUACAGAGAGAAAACACAGAAACCACAAACAGAGACGGACACGACACUGGUGAGUCCUGUGAAGUCCUAUCACCUGAUUGAUUUCUCGCUGCUGGGAGAUAGCGCCCCCUGUGGCCAAGUGGAGCAGAGCACAACUCUACUGCAGGAUGAAGAGCAGCAGAAAAUACACGGGGCAGAUUCAGGCAGAAACACCCUCGGUGUGAAAUCCUACCUCGAUGAACUGUUACAGUUGGAGGACACGGUGAAGGUUACGAGAGAGACAGGACAAAUGGAGAUGGCGUACAGAAAUGAAGACUACAAUACCCAUAAUGCAUCAGUAUUAGCAGCAAUUGAACCAGAGCUUCGGUCCAGAUCAGCUUCCAGAGACAAUCAGCCAGUCGGUCCAGGUGGUCUUCCUGAACCCCGCCCUGUUUCAUCCCUCUCUGACAUCACUGUCUCUCUGGACUCUAUUACGCCCAGUCACAUUAAGCCGAUAACAGUGUUUAAUCAUCGUGGUGUACAUGUCUCUCUGCACUUCACUAAAGAAGCUCUUCCAUCUCACCCUGAUGUUGCUGUCAUCAUCGUGUCUGUGGUUAACACUUCGCCACUUCCUGUUUCUGACUUCCUCUUCCUGGCUGCUGUUCCCAAAAGCAUGUGUGUGAGGCUGCAGGCAGCUACAGGAAGCACAUUACCGCCGUACAGCCCUCUGCUGCCCCCUGCUGCCCUCUCUCAGAUACUUCUGCUCUCCAACCCACUCAGGAAGCCGGUGCGUCUGCGUUUCAGAGUGACUCUGAGUCUCGGACAGGAGCGUCUGCAGCAGGAUGGAGACAUCGACCAGUUCCCUCAGUGGAAUUCUUGGAUUCACCUUUGACCUUUAAUAUUUUGUCACAUGAACACAGCAACCUGGACUAUGUGUGUGUGUGUGGGUGUGUGUUUGUGUGUGUGUGUGUGUGCUCUGAAAUAAAGAAGAUAGAAACUUGGUAAAGUUUUGAAAUCAUCUGAACAGGCUGAUCAGACACUCGCCGUCACUCUGAGAAUGCCAUCAUCCUUAUUUUACUCGGACGAGGGUGUCGUCAAGGUUGUCCUUCAUCCCCUCUGCUUUUUGCUGUCGCUAUCGAGCCGCUGUCUAUCGCAUUAAGAUCUUCUCCCUUGUUUAAAGGAAUAGUUCGAUAUGGUGUAGAGUACAAAUUGUCGCUAUAUGCUGAUGAUUUGUUAUUGUAUGUACCCGAUCCUGCUGCCUCUAUGCCUGCUGUCUUGGGUGUUCUGGAGACCUUCGGGGUCUCAGGUUAUAAAUUAAAUUUGGAUAAAAGCGACUGUUUUCCUGUCAAUACUGCAGCAUUUUCUCUCCAACAGUCAGAUCUACCGUUUCGAUUUAGUCAGUAAGGGUUUAAAUACCUAGGUAUCAACGUGACACGUUCUUUAUCUAAUCUUUCAUCAGCUAACUUCACUCCCCUUAUCUCAAAGGUUAAAUCCAACAUUCAGAGUUGGGGUAACCGCCCCCUUUCUCUAAUUGGCAGAAUGAAUGUCGUCAAAAUGAAUAUAUUACCGAAGUUUCUUUUCUUGUUCCAGCAAGUGCCUCUUUCUCUGCCAAAAUCAUUCUUCGAUUCAUUGGAUAAGAUAAUUAGUACUUUUAUUUGGGGAGGGAAGCCACCAAGGGUCCGUAAAUCUUUAUUGCAGAUGUAGACUUAGUGGAGGACUUGCAUUACCCAAUUUUCAAUUCUGUUACUGGGCUGCGCACAUCCAUAAACUCUGCUACUGGGUUAAAUCUCCUGGAUCUUCUUGGUCUAAAUUGGAACUAUCAUCUUGUAGGGAAUCCUCUUUACCUGCUUUACUUUACUCCUCUUUACCUACAAAACUCUCCCUAUAUACUGAUAAUCACGUUGUCCUCAACACACUUAAGACUUGGUAUCAAUUUAGACGGCGCUUUAAAUUUGUAGGUGCAUCCUCUUUGUGUCCUUUAGUCAACAACCUUCUAUUUCCUCCAUCAUGUUUGGACUCUACAUUCUCAGUAUGGUAUGACAAGGGUAUUAACCCUCUUACCCCUAAGUUCCCACAGUAUUAUGUCCCAUAACCCUGUAUUCCCCAGAGAAACAGCACGCCGACCCUGAGUUCCCGGGCCAAAAUCAACAUUUUAAUUUGAACAUUUUUAGGCCUUGAAACAACUUAUAAUAAUGUAUUUGUGUAAUAUUACUUUGAAAAUGAAGCAGUUCAGUGUUUUUACUAAACUUAUAGCACAAUUCUUAACUAGAGAAAUGAUGAAAAAAUGCUCGCUAAAAUCCUUCUACUCGUUUAGAAGUACCAUACGAGCAUCAGCGUGGUCAAUGCCUUCAUAAAUAAUAAAUAAAUAAAUGCAUUUUAGCGCCAAAAGUCAAGUUUCCGGUGGUAGCAGCAGGUGGUGUUUUCACGAAUGCACAGAGAGGGUCAGGUCAUGACUCCAGACCCCUGCAGUGUCAGUCGCGCUGGUUGAUGCUGAAGAUGAAGACGGAUCAGGAUCCGAAUCAGGAGAGUUUGCGUCUCUAUCAGUUUCGGUUUCGGUUUCGGUUUCAACAUCGCCUGAACUUUCACUGCUGUCUCUAUCUAGAAUCCUCGCUCGCGCCUGUGUGACUGUGUGUGUUUUCUCUUUUUCACUGUUUUAGAUGUACCUGUGUUCACUGUAGGUGUAACUUUAGCUGGAACACGAUUAGCUUUGCGCUUUGGCACUGUUAGUUCACUUCUACUAGUGCACCAAUAUUCACGCUCGGAUCUUCAUCGUAAUGACGGCAUAAUGUCGUAAUCACGUUGUGACGUCAUCAACCUUCCGGGUCAAAAAAUAAUAAUUAAAUAAGUAAGGAAUCAUAGCAGAGUAAUGCCGGUACACCGGCCUCACGGGGAUAACGUUUACAUUGUAAAUCCUCUAUAUCGGCCUUACGGGGAUUUGGCAUAGACGACCAAGCCGGUAUAUCGUCCUUACAGGAACAGAUCAAAGACGACCAAGCCGGUAUAUCGUCCUUACAGGAACAGAUCAAAGACGACCAAGCCGGUAUAUCGUCCUUACGGGAAUAGAUCAAAGACGACCAAGCCGGUAUAUCGUCCUUACGGGAACAGAUCAAAGACCGCCAAGCCGGUCUAUCGUCCUUACGGGAAUAGAUCAAAGACGGGUAAGACGGUUUUUCGGCCAUACGAGGUAAGAGGGUUAAACAAGUUAGAAAUCUGUAUGCCGAUGGUGUCUUUGAUAGCUUUGCCAAUCUGUCAUCUACUUAUGACCUCCCUGUGACGCAUUUUUUUCGGUAUUUUCAAAUUCGGAAUUUCGUUUCUAGAUGUUUUCCUGAUUUCCCCUCUGCGCCUCCUGAACAGGUUGGGAAAGCUUGUUUUCAAACAAUCCACAUCAGAGAGGAAUGAUUUCUAGGAUUUAUGAUUUCAUUCUGGCGUUAGGUAGUGAGGCGAGUAACAAAAUUAGGAAUGCGUGGGAAACGGAGUUAGGAGUACAGAUAAGUGAGGAGUGUUGGGAACGUGCUAUAGGGAGGGUACAGUCUACCACUUCCUGUGCUCGUCUUGGACUUAUACAGUUCAAAGUUUUACACAGAGUCCAUCUGUCCAAGUCGAGACUUUUUGUGAUGUAUCCAGAAGUAGAGGACAAGUCUGAUGGCUCUCCCUGUCAUCUUGGCCAUAUGUUUUUCUUCUGCCCAGAUCUCCAUGGUUUUUGGACUGGUUUCUUUACUGUCAUGUCCACUAUUCUCAGGGUAGAUUUAAAGCCUUGCCCACUGAUUGCUGUAUUUGGGAUUCCUGAUGACUCAGUUCCACUGAACUCGAUACAAAAGGAUGUUUUUGCUUUCACAUCCCUUAUAGCAAGACGUUCCCUACUGUUGCAUUGGAAGUCUGCUAAAUACCCAUCUAUCUCCCAGCGGCUAAAGGACGUGAUGUUUUUUUCUAAAACUCGAGAAAAUAAGAUAUACGAUGAAGGGUUGUAUGGACAAGUUUUUUUUUUUUAUAAAUGGCAUCCCUUUAUCGUAUACUUUAUGGAGUUACAGACACUUCCCACUUAAAUUUUUGUGCCUGUUGUUGGAUUUUACAAUAUCUAUAUAACCAGCGAUAGUUAUUGGGUAGCCAUGAUGAGCCGGUGGGGCGGGGGGCGGGUUUACUUUUAAUUUUGUUUUCCUUUGUUUGUAUAAAAAGAAAAAAAACCUGUGAAUGUUUACUGAUGUGUGUUGCUCAAUUUGUUUUUUGUUUUGUUUUUUUUCUUCUUUCUCAAUGGAAUAUUUGGGAAAGGAGGGGAGGAGAGAAGAAAAAAGGUGAUGUUCAGCAGACAUGUUUGGUAGACGUGUUCAGCAGAAAUGUCCAGCAGAAAUGUUCAAUAAAAAUGAAACUGGAAAAAAAAAAAAAAAGAAUUCCAUCAUCCUCGAGAACUGAAAGGAAAACAUGGCCACGCCCCUAACAGGUCAUUUAAUUUCAGCUGCCUUCAGGACCAGAUAAUACUCUAGAAUCAAAAAUGUCCACUUUUAUAAACACUUUUAAAUUCUGGUCAGAGAUUUUUGGUCAGAUGUUCUCCCCGUGCUUCGGGGCUUUCCUCUGGGUAUUCCGAUUUCCUCCCCUAGUCCAAACACAUGGGUUGUAGACUGAUUGGUAUCUAUAAAUUGCCCAUAGUGUGUGUGUGUGUGUGUGUGUGUGUGAGAGAGAGAGAUUCUGCCCCAGGGUUGGAACCCUGCUCCAGGCUCCCCGUGACCCUGUGUAGGAUAAGUGCUACAGAAGUGGAUGGAGGGACUGUGAUUGGUCAGAAAGUGUCGAUUAGUUUUCUAUAACAGCAGCUCUGACAGUAGCGCAGGUUUAUAUUAAUCUGCACGUUCUGAUAUGUUAUUGUGACCCUCAUUCAUUUUCCUUCCACUUUUGUCUGGUUGGUGUUGUGGUGGCAGCUGGCUGAGAAGCUCAGUCCAAAGUUCUCUAUCCUCCACCACAGAUUCCAGCUGCUCCUGGGGGGAACGCCAAACAUUCCCAAAGUAACUGUGGGAUAUAAUCUUUCCAGUGGGUCCUGUGUCUGCCCUGGGGACUCCGUCCAGUGGGAUGUUCUGAUAUAGCUCUCCUCAGAGCUCACUGGGGAGGUGCUUGUAAGGUGCCUGCCCAAUCUCAACUGACUCCUCUCGAUUCAGAGGAGCAGUAGCUCUGCUCUGAGGUUUUCUUGGAAUGUUCAGCUCCUCAGCCUAUCAUGGAGAGUAAGCCCAGCAACCCUGCUGAGGAACCUCGUUUCCACCACCUACUCACAACCUUCUUUCAGUUACUACCCAUAGCGGAGUAUCAGGACAUAGACUAAUCUUACACUGAGCUUCAAACUGAGCUCCAGCUUCACCACCACAGAGCAGUACAACAGCUGAUGUAUGCAACACUGAUGCUGACCCAAUCCCUCUAUCAAUCUCACACUUUCAUUUUCUAUCACUCGUGAAUCCAAAGAUCCAUCAAUUCCUCCACCAGGGUGAGGUCUCUCCACUCACAGCUCUUUUCUGAGAGAGAAACAUGGCCUCAUACUUGGAGGUCCUGGAUUUCCUGGAUUUCAUUCCAGCACUUCUUUCUUUACACAGUGAAAUGUUUCCGUGUCAGAUGUCAGGUUCAGAUGAUGCCGAGUGAACAACAUCAGCAAAUAAUACUGUUACCACUAGCGCCCUAUAUUUGAUAUCUCUCUAUCUAUGGCUUUUCAUUUAUAACAUGUCCAUGAAAACCACAGACAAGAGUGUAGACCAGUCACACCCAUGACAAGUCCGAAACUGUUCAAAUGGUACCGACUUCACACCAAAAGGAUCAACAGAUGGUACGAAUGGUUACGUUCCUCCGUCUCCUGAGGUGCUGAAUGUUUUACCAGAACAGCUUUGGGACCAUCUUUUAACAUGGCUUUUCCAAACUCCUGCCAGGCCUGAGUUUUCACUUCUGCACCUGGUUUUGCUGUAGACCUUCAGGCUCUCCUAUACCUCUCAAAUGAAUCAGGAGAGCCCUUCUUGAGCAUUUCUUGGAAUCCCAAAUCCUUCCACUUGACAGCUUCCCCCACCCCUGGUGUCCAGCAGUGUUUCCUACAGUUAGCGCUGUGACAGGCACCAACAGCUUUCUGGCCCCGGCUUCUAGCAGCUGCCUCUGUGAUUGAGGACUUGAACAUGAGCCAUUCAGACCAUUUGUAGGCUGGAGUUAAAUUAGUCUCUAGCUGAAACUUCUGCCAGAUGUUCCCAAGCAACCCGGAACGGAAAGAUCUCGGGUUUCACAGGUAAAUCUAGCCAGAGCCCUGAUCAAUGAAUCCAACUUGCCACCAAGUGAUGAUCAUUUGAAGCUCUGCCUGUCUCUUUACCCAAGUGUCCAAAACAUACGGUCUCACGUCUGAUGAUACCAUCAGUGACUGACCUCUGGCCCAAGAGUUCUGGUACUAAAUCAUAAAGUUAUAUACUUCUUCACAUCCCAUGGCUUGAAUAGUAGUCUAAUAACAGGUUCAGCUGUGAGAGGACGUUCCUCCCAAUCACACAGUCUAAGUGUCUCCAUCAUUCCCAACAUGAGCACUGAAGUCCCUCAGAAGCACUAUGGAGUCAGUAUAAAGUUCCCUCUCGAGCACCUGCUCCUCGUCCACUGGGAACCACACCAACUGUGAGGCCUUCAGCCUGGAACUGCUGAGUGUCUCCACAACAGCACACACGGUUUUAUAUCACAUUCAUCACAGUUUUUACAGCACACAAACACACACACACACACACACACACACACACACACACACACACACACAGGGUAAAAAGUGAAACAACGAACACCUCAUUCCAACACACACUGAAUGAAACAUGCAGUGUACAAAUCUUCAUAUCUGACUUCCUUUUCCAAUUACACUGCCAUCCAAAAUAACAGGAAAUGAUCAUCACCCCAUCUGUAAAUGCUUUCAGAAUGUGUGUGUGUAUAUAUAUAUAAUGUGUGUGUGUGUGAGAGAGAGAGAGAAAGAGAGAGAGAGAGAGAGAGAGAGAGAGAGAGUGGGAGUGGUUAAGAGUGGACAUUCAGUGCUGUCAGGAACUUUCACUUUAUUUGUUGGGUUCACACACACACACACACACACACACACACACACACACACACACACACACACACACACACUGGAGGUUCUCCUCGUGCUUUGAGAUGGAAGUGUGUGCUUUCUCUUCGUUAUUCACAGUAUUGUGCCUGGGACUGUAUGGGAAAUCUACAUAUGCAGAAUGUACCUAUCCUAUUCUCUCUCCACCGUCUCUGCUGGUGGAGUAUGGAGACCCUGCUGAAGUGAACUGCUCCAUACCGAACAAACCUGUGACAAAAUACCUACUGGGUUGGGAGUCAAAAACAUCACCGAACAGUACAGACAGUGAGACGAGUGUGGUGUGGAAGGUGGACAAGCUGACGGAUUGGGAGGAAGUUGUAGGACUUGGGUGUUAUUUGACAGUGGGAGGCGUGGAAAAUCAAUGUGAGAGUAAUGUAACUCUCACCAUUUACAAGAAGCCAGACAGUGUUACACUGAGGUCUGUGUCUGAUGUGUGGGUAGAAGGAGAUCAGAGAGAGCUGAGGUGUGAGAUUGAGAACGUCGGUCCUGGAUAUAACCUCAGUGUGCGCUGGAGCAGAGCAGAUCCGAAACACGGCAAUAAUUUCACACAAUUCAAUGAAACGUCGUUCCCAGACCUGAAAAAGGAGAUGAGGAGUGUGAACAAGACAGUGAACCUAGCCGUUACACCCAGCCGUGAGGACGAUGGAGUACAGUAUCAGUGUGCAGCUGUGCUGAAUCUGGACAAAGAGAAAGUGUACACAUCAGAACCAAUCAACAUCACUGUACACUAUAAACCAAACAUAGCACAGCCUUUAGACGAGGGUCUAUCAGUACCUGAAGGUGAAAGCCUGAUGAUAAACUGCUCAGCAGAUGGAAACCCCAGCCCUCAUUAUAAGUGGACUGUACUUAAUAACACAACCAUCUCAAACUCCUCCAUCAUCAUCAGCAGUGUCCGUAAAGAAGACCAGGGUCAGUACACCUGUACCGCCUACAAUUCCCUGGGCAAUACAACAAGGAUCGUGACUGUAACGGUUAUAGCUGACAACUGGACAUACAGCUUCACUGGUGGGGUAUUAGUGGCCAUCAUAACCGUGUUAGCGUGCGGCGUUGUGUGCUGGGUGUUUUACCGACGCACACGCAUGGGUCAAUACAUCCUGACGCGGCUGAUGCCACAGGCACAACGGCCAUGUGGGCCACAAGGCUGAGGACCAAGGGCUGUAGAUACUGCUGACGUUAACGUCUGUGUAAUUAUGCUGUGUGCAACUAAAUUUCAUAAUUCUGAAUUUCCAUCCUCCAAUGGGGAAACCAAAGAAAUCGCCUCAUCACCGGGGAACUCCUACUUAGAACACUGAGAAGGUCUCCUCAACCCCAAGUUCAGCAUGUGACAUUAAAUCAACAUUAAAUCAACAUGGCUGCUCACAACAUACACUCUAAACAUAGCAGCACUUAACGUAGCUUGCUAGAAAAGAUACAGGGGAUAUAAAAAGUCUACACACCCCUGAUAAAAUGGCAGGUUUGUGUGAUGUAAAAAUAAAAAAAUGAUAAAGAGAAAUCAUGUCAGAACUCUGUAUUGAGUUCUAGCUGUGAGCCGUGAGAAGAUCGGACUAUUAUUCACGCAGGUUAUUUUCACAAUGUAGUUUUGUAUGUAGUUUAGUUUGUGUUUUUAAACUGACUGUAGAUCAUGCUGUAUACUGUGAAGUACAACUGAAACAUAUCGAUGCAUUACAGUGUUUUAUGGGUAUUGUGAUGUGAAACUAUAAUAUAAAACCCACUCGUCAGCUUUCACCGUACACUGGAGCAAUAAAACCAAUCUGAACCUGGCAACCGUGGGUUUUAAAUAUUAAAUGUCAUUGCUUAAAACAA